Populus nigra (black poplar) is the source of this 904-nucleotide messenger RNA. RefSeq lists its product as uncharacterized. NCBI's taxonomy places the organism in Eukaryota, Viridiplantae, Streptophyta, Magnoliopsida, Malpighiales, Salicaceae. The transcript is spliced from 2 exons. Bases 69 to 716 code for a protein of 215 amino acids. Gene Ontology annotation, molecular function: protein binding. The record is from RefSeq and is a predicted model, not a curated record.
GUUGUGUGUGUGUAAAGGAAAAGAGAGAGACGAGAGAUCGCGGGAGGACAGGAGGACAGAGAAGAGCCAUGGCCGGUGAUGAUGAGAAGCCAAGUAGAAGCAGAAGCAGAGAGCGAACACUUGUGUCAUGCUGCUCCAACAAAAGAACAAGGAGAGAUAUCCCAUCUUCAUCAGAACAGUCCCGUUUAUCUCUUAAUGAUCUGCAACCUCUCUUGAUUGAAAUUCUUCAUAGGCUACCCUCCACUCAAUCUGCGUUUCUGUGCAAGUGUGUAUGCAAAAAAUGGUUGUUGCCCGCAAUGGGAAAAUGCUUUGGGGUGCGUCAGGGCUUUCUAUGUUUGAUGGAAUUGGUUGGUGUGGGCAUUGAUCGGACUUUUCAUAUUUGGAAACUCAAGGAUUAUAAUAACGGGGAAUGGAGCUUGGAGGACCAUGUUUCUCUCAAUGCAAUGAUCCCUGAAAGUUCCUUGGUCCAGGAAAUCGUUGAUGGUAGCGAGAACAAGUUAAAACCGCUGGGUUUCCAUCCAAGUGAUGGGAAUAUUGUCUACUUGCACUUCCAAACUUAUGUCAUCUCAUUCAACACGCGGACAAAAGAGUUGAAAAUGGCUGGUAAGAUUCCAGGUGUGAGAGAUUCCUUUUGUCACGGAAAGGUCUUCCAUGUUGAACUCCCAUUGUGGCCUACUCCAAUUGCGAAACCAAUUGAAAUCCUUCCAUGCUAUUGAGAACAUGACUGGUUAUUGUUCUGUACUGUUACUCUCAAAUCUUCUCUCACUGCAUUCAUCUUGGUGUGGAUGGUGUGUAUUUCAUCUACUGAUGAUAGUAGUAUUAUUGACUGCCAUGAGCUAGUCUGUCGGUUGUUACUUGAAUUAAGUUUUUCAUCUGAUAUUUUCAUACCUUUUUCAAGUUUAUA